AUGGCUCUCACCAUCCUUUCUUUCUCUGCUCUCAUCUUCUCUUGGGUCUUAUUCUUUCUUCUUCCCAACAAGCUUUUCGUUGAAGCCGGCAAUGUUGAACUCAUCCAUCGUGAUUCCCCACGAUCACCAUUUUAUAACCCUUCCGACUCCUUAUUUGAUUGUGUAAUUCAACCCGCCCAUCGCUCAAAUUCUCGGAUCUACUACUUCCGUAUUUCUUCCAAGCCUUCUUCUGUUUCACCGACAUCCGUCCGAUCUGAGGUUGUUCCCAAUGGCGGUUCAUAUCUAAUAUCGCUCUCCAUGGGAACACCUCCUCUUGAAACUCUCGCCAUUGCUGACACCGGAAGCGAUCUCCUUUGGACCCAAUGUAAGCCAUGUGAUGGAUGCUACAAUCAGGAAGCUCCCCUCUUCGAUCCCAUCCAAUAUUCUACUUACCGAAAUCUAUCAUGCCAGUCGAAUUCCUGCCAAUCGCUGCCGCAGUCUUCAUGCAGUGUCAGUCGCAGCUGCGAGUAUUCAUACAGCUAUGGAGAUCAAUUUUUCACCAAUGGAGUUCUUGCAUCAGAGACACUCACCUUCGAUUCCACUGAAAUCAACCGUCAAAAUUCCAAAGAUAGCAUUCGGAUGCGGCCACAACAAUGCUGGAACCUUCAAUUCCAAUGGGCAGCGCUAGUGGGCCUUGAAGGCGGUCCACUUUCGCUAAUUUCCCAAUUGGGUUCUUUGAUAGAAGGAAAGUUCUCCAACUGCUUGGUUCCACUCCAGGAGAACACGACGAGCAGCCAACUGAAGUUUGGCGACACUGCUGUAGUCUCAGGAAGCAAUGUCGUUUCAACUCCUUUGGUUUCUAAAUAUCCCAAUACAUUCUACUAUCUAACCCUGGAAGAAAUCGAAUUUGGCGAGAAAAAUGUAAAGAUACCGGAGUCGAUCAAUCUAAAGCCGGCCCAAGAUCCAUCUCAGACGUUCGAUACGUGUUAUGAGGCCGGCCAGUAUGCUAGCUUCCCCGACAUGACAUUCCGAUUCGCCGGCGCUGAUCUGAUCUUAAAACCAUUGAAUACAUUCAUCCAAGUUUCUGAGGGUGUGAUCUGCCUUGCACUGAUGCCUAUGCAGGAUUUCUCUAUCUUUGGAAAUAUAGCUCAGCAGAACUUCAAAGUAGGGUAUGACCUUGUUGGGAAGAAGGUCUCUUUUGCUCCCACUGAUUGCAGCAAGAACUAG
Magnolia sinica is the source of this 1206-nucleotide messenger RNA. RefSeq names its product aspartic proteinase CDR1-like. The record is from RefSeq and is a predicted model, not a curated record. Gene Ontology annotation, cellular component: extracellular region. The coding region runs from base 1 to 1206 and encodes 401 amino acids. The transcript is spliced from 2 exons. Lineage: Eukaryota; Viridiplantae; Streptophyta; Magnoliopsida; Magnoliales; Magnoliaceae.